Molecule: messenger RNA, 1719 nt
Organism: Helobdella robusta
Lineage: Eukaryota; Metazoa; Annelida; Clitellata; Rhynchobdellida; Glossiphoniidae
Exons: 3
Coding region: 1-1719 (572 amino acids)
Source: RefSeq, a predicted model, not a curated record
AUGGGUCAGCAGGGAAGUCACAAUGGAGCAGACCAUCCCUUGAAAUCAGCUCAGGGCUCUUCUGAUCUGUUGGAUUCAAGUUUUGGAUCACAAUCACAGCAUAAAAUUAAAAUUUUUAAAAAUCUUAGAAAUAAAAAUAAAUCUACAUCUAGUGCUGGUUCAAAGCAUUCCAAAAAAUUGAACAACAAUCAUCAUCUAAAUUACAAUGGCAACAAUGCUUUGACUAGCAGUCCAAUAAUAAAAAAAUGUGUUGCUGAAAACAUAAAUGCUAUAGACGUACAUUCAGUAUUAAACGAUGAAAGUUUGUUGCAUAAUGUCACUGAUUCUUUGAACAGCUCAACAUCAAAUUCUGAACAGGAAUCAAGUGAAUUAAAUGAUUCAAAUAAGUUUAUGUGUAAUGCUGAAACUUUUUCAAACAUUUCGGAUGGAGGCAAGUGUAUUUUUGACCAAGAGAGACCACAAAUUUUAUCGGCAGGAAAUGUUGAAAUAGAUUUAGUUGAUAAAGAUGGAAAGGUAAGCCCAGGUGAUGAAAUGUACGUUGAUGCCAAAGAUCAACAAAGCCCUAAUAUCGAAUCAACUUUUUUUUCUGCUUCAGAAAAUAGGUCUUCAUCAGAAAUAAGUCUUUGUGAUCGCCCAACUGCAACCUUGUCAUCAACCACUCUGAUACAAGCAGAAGAUUUAGACAAAAAUUGUUCAAUGCCCAUGGCAUCGUCAAUGAACUCAGAUGUAACUUUACCUGAGAUCGUCGGGCAAUCAUUCCAAUCUCUAAAAAUUGAACAUAAAUGUGUUGAAACAAAACCAUACAUCGUUACAUCAAGAUUAUUAUCUGUAUCAGGAAUUGAAUCAAACUCAAAAAAUUCUUCCUUUAUAUCUCAUAAAGCACAGGAGGUUAUUAAAGACCAUGGAGAUUUUAAGUCGUGUUCAAAAAAGAAUAAAUGUUUGACCAACAUGUCUGGUUUAAUAAAUUCCAAGUUUGGAUUUUCUUUGGAGUCAGGAAUGGAGGUUGCUGCUGACUACAAAUCUUACAACUCAGUGUUGCAUCAUGAAAAUAUUGUCAAAAAUAGCAACGUUAUUUAUAAUAGCUUAAAGCAGUCUCACAAAAAUGAAAUUUGCCAUGGAGAAGAUGAUACCAAUUUGGAAACAGUUCUGAAUGAAACUGACAAAUGUAACAGUGUAAAAGAUGGUACAAUAAAAAAUGAUUAUGCUUUCAACCAAAAAAGAUUUAGAUAUAAUAGUGAGAGCUCAAAUUUGUCAGAGUCUUGUUCAAGUUUUAAAAAAUCUGACAGACACGCAAAAGCAAAGUGCUCAACAAACAGUCUCUCACAAGUUCUUCUUGAGGAAAUCAUUCAAUAUCCUAGAAUGGUGCCCGAAAAACUGGAUUUUAAGCAGCUUGAAAAGUUUGAGGGUCAAAUGUUAAUUUCCUGGCUCUGUUCUUGUUUCCAAGACUCAGUACAUUAUGCAUUUCUUAAAUUGUUGUCACUACAAGAACUGAAGCUCUUGGUAGUGCAGUUUUGCACUCACCUGCUGGCCGCUGGAGUCAUCAGAAAAUUGGACAACUUUUCUGUUCCUUAUGAGACAUUUAGGACGACAUUUUCCCCGAAAUCGGGGGUUGCCGUUUGGCUACCUAUGAUGAAACCGAAAUACCCCUCGCGCUCCCUCUUCUGCCGGAUACUGAGGGCCAUUGUCACUUCUGUCAUCAUAAGUAAUUUGUUUGGCUAA